GUUAAUUCCAAUGACAUAAGGAAAUAUAAAAAAUAUCGAAUAAGGAUACCGCAUAAAUCAUCGAACGUUAGUGGAAAACCAUUUUCCUAAAGCAAGUGUGUUCACUUGACUUAUGAACGUUUCGCUUAUUGUUGAAGACUGGAAACUAAAACAAUAGGUUUUGUUCAGUUUGAAAACUAACAUACUGUGGGAUUAUACUUUAAAUGUUUCCCACAAAGUGUUGGUGAAUAUUAAAUGCGAUUGUCGUUGAAGGAAAUUAAGAUACAAGCCAUGUGGAUAACAGUUGUCUUCGUGUUAACCAUAUGUAUUCAGAUUCCUUCUACUUCUACAUUAAGUGAUAAAGAUGAUUUCGACUAUAAUGGCUUUAAUGACUACGGCAAUUGCCAUGAUCAUUGUGCUGCAUGCAAUGAUAGCACCUGUACAUUAUGCAAAGAAGGGUGGCAUGGCGUGGCAGAGGAAGUGAGCGGUGAGGUAGCAUUUAUAUGUGACCAACCCUGCCCAACACCAUGUAAGUCUGGUCACUGUGAUGGGAAAACAGGAUACUGCAAAGACGGCUGUAAACAUGGGUACUAUGGUAAGAGAUGUGAAGGCAACUGCAAACAGAUAUGCGUUUAUGGAGAAUGUGAUUCAUUUGGUAAUUGCACGAUUGGCUGUGAAGCUGGUACAUUUGGGCCAAGAUGUGAUGCAACUUGUCCGCAAAGAUGUAAGGACGCAUUAUGCGAUGUCUUAAAUGGUUCGUGUUCCAAAGGCUGUGCUGGUAACUUGUAUGGGUCUCAUUGCAAUAUGACGUGCCCAAACAAUUGCAACACAAUUGCGGUCGGGCCUUCUUGUCAGGCCGAAAGCGGAAUGUGUUUGGCGGGGUGUCUCAAUGGAUUCUAUGGCCAAAGAUGUUCCGAUAUGUGCCAACACUGUGUGAACAACACAUGUCAAAAAGAUAACGGGGUCUGCGUUCACGGAUGCAUACUGGGAUAUAGACUCGACGUUGCUGCCCGAAAAUGCGUAUACGACAUCAACGAGUGUGCCACAAUCCCAUGCAAGAACGGUGCCAGGUGCAUUGACGGAAUCAACGCGUACUCGUGCAAGUGUGUAGCGGGAUGGACUGGCACCAACUGUGAUCAAAACAUCAACGAGUGUGCCACAAUCCCAUGCAAGAACGGUGCCACGUGCAUUGACAGAAUGAACGCGUACUCGUGCAAGUGUGUAGCGGGAUGGACUGGCACCAACUGUAGUCAAAACAUCAACGAGUGUGCCACAAUCCCAUGCAAGAACGGUGCCACGUGCAUUGACGGAAUGAACGCGUACUCGUGCAAGUGUGUAGCGGGAUGGACUGGCACCAACUGUGAUCAAAAUAAAGAUGUCAACGGCUAUAAUGACAACGGCAAUUGCCACGAUCAUUGUGCUGCAUGCAAUGGUAGCACCUGUAAAUUAUGCAAAGAAGGGUGGUAUGGCGAAGCAGAGGAAGUGAGCGGUGAGGUAGCAUUUAUAUGUGACCAACCCUGUCCAACACCAUGUAAGUCUGGCUACUGUGAUGGGAAAACAGGAUACUGCAAAGACGGCUGUAAACAUGGGCACUAUGGAAAGAGAUGCGAAGACAACUGCAAACAGAUAUGCGUUUCUGGAGAAUGUGAUUUAUUUGGUAAUUGCACGAUUGGCUGUUUAGCUGGUACAUUUGGGCCCAGAUGUGUUUCAAGCUGUCCGCCAAGAUGUAAGGACAAAUUAUGCGAUGUCUUAAAUGGUUCGUGUUACAAAGGCUGCGCUGGUAACUUUUAUGGGUCUCAUUGCAAUAUGACGUGUCCACAUACUUGCAACACCGUUGCGGUCGGGUCUACGUGUCACACCGAGAGCGGAAUGUGUUUUUCGGGGUGUCUGAAUGGAUUCUAUGGCCAAAAAUGUUCCGCUGUGUGCCAACACUGUGUGAACAACACAUGUCAAAAGGAUGACGGGGUCUGCGUUCAUGGAUGCAUAAUUGGAUAUAAACUCGACGUUGCUACCCAAAAAUGCGUAUACGGUUCACACGACAACGAUGGCGACCCAAUGACACAAACACCGGAAAGCAUUUCCAAACCAUUAACUGUAGUUGCAAUUGCUGUCGGUGCAAUUGCUGUCGGUUGUGUUGUUAUAGUGGUGGUUGUCAUAAGAGUGAUCGUCCAUCGAAAAAGAAGAAGAACCGAGUCGAGAAGUAUUGAGACGCCCAUGAAAGAAAUGGACAAUGCUAUCUACGAGACGUGUGAGGAACCAUCUGACCGCAUUACCACCGUUAAUUGUAACGAGGAAGUGGAUAUUGGACGAGUCGACAAUCGCGUGUAUAAAUAUGACGGGAAUUCUGAUUUUCAAGACCCUGUCCCAAAGGCGAAAACAUAUAAAAGAAGUACUGAUUGGAGAGGCCAAGGCAAACAUAAUGCAUCACAAUUAGAAACACUUGCCGCGGAUCAACCAGGCUUCAUCUCACCAAAUGCGGAGGUGUUCCGUGGCGAUGACGGUUACGAAGUACAUUUCCCAUCGACCUCUGGCAGAAAUGCCGUGGAUGAGAACGACGCGAACAUUUACUCAGAGCCGGACGAGCGCUGCUUCGGACCAAAAGAUUAUAUUGAGUGAAUUUCGACGACCAGGCACAAAUUUGAUUAACCCAUUUAUGCCAAGUGGACUCUCCCAUCCUUCUAAAUUGGUUCAAUUUAUUUCCAAAAUUAGGGAUGUCUAGUAUAUUUAUUUCUAUAUUUAUAAUAUUUAUUACAGAAAUUCCUUUAAGUAAAGAGCGCAGACACUGAUGAGACGCCGCAUCAUGCGGCGUCUCAUGUGGGUCUUCGCUGUUUGCCAAGGCCUUUUUCUAGACGCUAUGUAUAAAUGGGUUAAGAUUGUUGAUUCCGGAGACAAUAUUUAAUACACUAAAUAAUAAACUGUGUACGAUAUUUAAAUAACUGUGGUGUCAGUUGACAAACAAAGUGAUAAACAUGUUCGGCUAUUAUUUUAAUAGUUAAAUGUCAUACAUAUAGCUUUGUUUCGUAAAUAGAAAUUUAAUUAUUGAACGUCAUGGUUUUAUUUAUUUUGAUUAGGUUAAGUGUCAUGCACAAAAGCCAUAAACAUUCACUUUCUUAAAUAAGAGCUAUUUACCUUGUUGUUAUGUAUGAUGUAUCUAGUUGGCUCUAUCUAUGAUACUAUAAGAUUUGAACAACCAUGCACAAGAAUCAUAACCCUACACUU
Molecule: messenger RNA, 3198 nt
Organism: Dreissena polymorpha
Lineage: Eukaryota; Metazoa; Mollusca; Bivalvia; Myida; Dreissenidae
Product: multiple epidermal growth factor-like domains protein 10
Exons: 12
Coding region: 235-2595 (786 amino acids)
Biological process (GO): heterophilic cell-cell adhesion; establishment or maintenance of epithelial cell apical/basal polarity
Cellular component (GO): protein-containing complex; plasma membrane
Molecular function (GO): calcium ion binding; scavenger receptor activity
Source: RefSeq, a predicted model, not a curated record